GGCCGCUGUAUAAACUCCCGUUGCAGAAUGGCAACUUUCAAACCACCCAAGGUUGCUGGAAUAAAGUUGACGCAGUCCAAGCACCAUGAAUUAUCACUAUUACCCUCCCGGGAUUACAUACCAAGGCUUGAACCAACAUUUAAAUCAAGUGGCAUGUUACCACCACGAUGAGACCAACUGUCGAUGCAAUCCGCAAGCAAUUUAUCAAAACAGUUUAUUUGGAUGCACCAGGGCUAUUAAUCAUCCAGUCACCAGUUUUGGGAUGGGGAGCUUUCCUGGUAAGUUUAAAUAACAAAACCAGUUUUCAACGCAACUUACACGCAGAAAAAUAUCGGGAAAUACUUUUCAAAGGAAAUUCGAUCAUAACGCAUCUUUGAACAUCUCACUAAAGACUAUAAUCUUAUUCUAUUUUAAUCACGUUUUUUGUAACAAAAUUUAGAAAACAGUUUAAUUUUUCGAACAUGCAAUUUAGGAAAAGCUUAACUGAUUUAUGAAUGAUCUAUUACAGUUUUGAUAAAUGGUAGUUGUUCUCGCAAUUAGCAAGAUGACGCAUCGUGAAAUAUGGCUUUCGACCGCACGCGCAAAAGAUUCAAGAUUCUCUUUUUGCGCAACAAAAAAUGUUCUCCUUGCAUUGUUGGUCUAAUCCUUGCUAAAACUUUGUUUGAUUAAGAAGAUCUAACUUGUAUGUUUGUCUUUGUGUUGUACAGACGAUGUUGAAAUAGCAGUGGACCUUUCAAAGAUUCGUGUGACGCGGACACGACGAAGUCGAAUGCAAUACAGUCCUUGGCAGGUCGAGGAGAUGGAAAAAGUGUUUCAGAAAACGCAUUAUCCAGACGUCUUUGUGCGAGAAGCGUUAGCUGUUCGUCUCGAUCUCGCUGAAUCCAGAAUCCAGGUAAGAGCUUGCGUAGCUUUGCGCGAUCUAAGAUAUUUUCUGCGUCCAUUGCCCAGAGAGGAAGUUUAAGCUAACACUAACACACUAACAGGUCAGGCACGCGAGGUCCUUCGCUAUGAACACAUUGAAAUUAAUUGUAAAGCGAAAAUGAAAUGAAUAGUAUAAGAGAUCCCACAAAGCUUCGUCCUGGGUAUGUUUGCAACGUCCCAACGAUAAAUCAAACAAUUCACGUUCUGUAUGCAACACAUCAUACAGCCUCUCGGUUGUUCAGUCCCUAGCCUUAAUGCCAUUAACACAUUGAAGUCUCCUUCACAGAGCAUUGCCGUGCGUCUAUUAACGUUCAUCUCGGAUUUAGCACAUCAUUUGUACAAGAGUCUAAAUGAGCUUAAAUCUACAAAUGUUUCCUUUGGGGAAAUGUGUUAUUGAAAUGCAUUGCGCUAAAAUGUCAGCUAUGUUUCCUCUUUGAAAAUGAGCUCACAUUAUGAUUAUAUGUUUAGUUGCUGUCGUUCUGUGUAAAUCUAUACUGAAAAUCUGUUCAUGUAUAAGAAUUUAAAAGAAUCAAGAUAAAUUCCCAAGCGUUCUCCUCAAUCCUUACAGAGGUGUUUUAAGUUUGUUCAAUUGCGUUAAAAUGUUGUGUUUAUGUACAGAAUUAUGUACAUCUAAGUAUUAGUAUUGUUAAACAUAUGGCUUGUUGACAAAUUCAUUCUGGUUUUCUCACUUAUACUGUACAGACAAAAGAAUGAACACCUUUGAAAAUGUUGCCUUUAGGGGGAAGGCUUUAAGUCUUUGAAGAUUUUUUAACAAUAUUUUAAGCGCAAUUGGGUGCAUUGCCAUUGGCUUGUAUUUAUUUGACUUAUUUGAGAAGAUAGCUAUAUAGCAUUUUUACCAGUACAAAGUUGUACAUAUUUGUAUUUUUACCAAAUAUUUUACUGGCAAAAUAUUGUAUGGGAUCAAACUUGACUGAUGAAGUCUAACAUUUCAAUUAAAAGACGAAGAGUUAUGUUGCUUAAAACAACAUCAUCUUUUUAGGCCCUUUAACACUUAUACAAACACGACAUUUUCUCAAGAAUAUCAACCUAAAUCGAACAGCCUGUUUCAACAUAUUGUUCACAGUUGUUUAACAAAUUUCAAGCCAUAACCUACAGCAGUUUUAGGGCGAGAUAGCGUGUUAGAAACGUGUCUACAAAUGUGUGAAAAUUGUCGGACAGUUUGGCACUUAACCACCGACACCUCUGUCAGCCAUCUGCUGGAAAACUAUACAAAUUCCCCCUCAAAAUUUUAUAUAAACCAUCAUAAUGUCCCCGUGAUUAGUUUAGCUACAGCUUUAUGUAAUUUUUGGCCAGAAUGGCUGAACAGAAUUGUGUCUAUACAAGAUCAUGGCCGGAUUAAUCUAUCUUCAAAAGAGCGCCAUUGUGUCGUCUCACAUUCACUACAAAAACACCUUGUACAUAUAUUGUGUACUCAAGCUAUUUUCGUUUAAAACUCUCAAAAACAAUGCCCUAAUACCCUUUAUACUUAAACCUUUGCUCUAAUGACAAUUUCCUAGAGAUUGAACAAGUUUUUAGUAGAGUUUCCUGAGCAUUCAUUCAGUUUUGCUAGCGUGCUAGUUCCCCAAUGCUGUGUUAUGUACAACCUGGCCAUGGAGUCGCUGUGCCGGGUAGACAAGACCCAAUUUCCUGAUUUGGGAAAAGCGAGGAACGCUGGCUACUAGAGAUAAUUAAAUACAACGUUUCUGCCUUUCUGCUUUAAAUCUGAGAUUGCAAGUUUCAAUAUUAGCAUAAUUUCCGACAUCUAACUUAAAAUAUGUUACCAAAGCUCAGAACAUUAACUUUUGUUUUUUAGAGAUGAGUAAGGACCAUAUUCUUCUCGUACUGUACGAGACGAUUAGGCAACUGCAAAUAGAAAAUUUGACUAACGUUUGUUUAUAUAUAUCCAAUUCAUAACUUUAGACAUGCCUAGUUCUAGUUGACAGAAGUUAUAGUUGACAUGCAGAAGCGUAGUCUAAUAAUAGAGCAAUGGUAACUAAGCUUUAGAAUUAUCUCCAUGAGUAAAUGACUCUUGUACAUAACUCUAAUGCUCAGUUACCUUUCUUCUAUUCUAUGUUUCUGUCAACUAGAACAAUAGUAACUAGGCAUGUGAGUUCUCUAAAGUUUGGGUAGCAAUGAUGUAAACGACGUCAGCCAAAAGCUCAGACAUGGUGUAACCACAAAUUGUUCCUUAUAGUUUUAACGUUAGCGAAAUUUGCCUGUUGAACUUCGCCGACAUGCUGAAGUGAAUGGGAUCGCCAACAUCCCAUGAAAUCUCAUAGUUUGGCUUCGAAACUUAAGCAAAAUUAUGAUCCGCAACCUUUAAUAGUAACUAGGCAUGCAUGUAUGUGAGUUAUCUAAAGUUCUGAAUUGGGUAGCAACAUUUGUCUAUUGAACUUGACUCACACAGGUGAUUGGCACACGGACCACCAACAUCCCAUAACAUCUCACAACUUAAACCUUAAUUAAUCAAACAUGCCUCAUUCUCUGGUUUGGCUUCAAAACUUAAGCAAAUUAUGGCGAGACAACUGCAUAUUGCAGGAACCGAAUGUGACAGAGGUGAAAGAUACUGAGGCACCAUGAGUACCAUAUGAAAUCUCACAAUCUAAACCAUCCCUCGUUCUCUCUAGGUUUGGUUCCAGAACAGACGCGCACGAUGGCGUAGAAAGGAGAACACGGUGGCCACUCCGGGAAGACGCAGUCUCUCACAGCUCGAAAAACCUACAGAACUUAAAUCAACACGAAACGAGAAAGAUGACACGAACUGUACACGCACGAACAUUAAACACAGCGUGGCAAACAUCCUUGCCAAACCGUCCAAAAUUAUUCAAGUUCCAUGGAAGGUUCCGAAACGAGGCAAAAAACAACGGAAUCAGGAUACGACAAAGAAAACCAUCCUCGCAUCGGAAGCGUUGCGGCCUGAACGUGAUUUAUGCAAAACAAGCGAAGAUGCGUCAGAAAUUUCCACGCGAUAGCGCAUUGUUUGGCGCGAAAGUAAAGCUGACUCGUUUCCUAUGGGUUAUAGGUUUCCAGAAACUGUUGCGGUGAAAAUUCUACUGAAUUCUGUAUUAAAGACUGAGAGUUCUGCUCAGUUCUUCAUUAUCGUGAUAUCUAUACCUUAGUAUUCUAUAAUAUGUUGCCGUGGUUUGUGUCUGAACUCCCUGAAAAAUAUUAAAAAUACUUCGAGAUUUUAACUGGACAGCACUUGGAACCUCGAAGGCACUUCUUUUGGGAGGAUGGUAGUGGCAUAAUGGCAUUAACGUUCAGACACAAACCAUGGCAGCUUAUUAUACAGUACUACCUACACUGGAAUAUUAAAAUAUUGAAAAAAGAAACUAACGUACCAGUUAACGAUUAUUCUUUUUCCUUGGGUGACCAUGAAGAGAUUGCGCGCUACAUUUGGAAAUCAAUCCUGGAAGGGCAAGAAUUCAAUUUGAAUUAGGUUUCGCGGGAACGAAGCAAAUACUUGUUUUAGUCCAAAACUACGGUAAACAGUGUACAUUUGAAACUAUAAACUGACACAGUGUGUCGAUAUAUUUUGUUGAAAUUAAAUCUUUUUGAGAUUUGAGUUGAAAUAUUUAUUAAAUUUGUUGUACUUUGAUUGAAAAGAUGUAAAUUGUGUUCGUCAUAGAUGAAUGUAGAAAAUGUUAUUUUACUAUUAAAAGAAAUUUGAAAUGACGUAUUGUUAGUUGUGUCGCUUUGUGCAGCAUUUAGUAUGACAACAGUGCCAUCUAGUCAUGAUCAUGCAGUGAUAGGAAUGUUCCAUUGUCUUUACAUUGUUUUGAAAAAAAAAUGACACUGUUCUCCAUGCCACCCAGUCACGAUUGGCGCCAGUGAUCAGAAUGUUCCAUUGUCUUUCAUUGUUUUGAAAAUCCCAC
This is a messenger RNA of Paramuricea clavata, 4796 nucleotides long. The record is from the annotation of a GenBank genome assembly. NCBI's taxonomy places the organism in Eukaryota, Metazoa, Cnidaria, Anthozoa, Malacalcyonacea, Plexauridae.